This is a messenger RNA of Orbicella faveolata, 3063 nucleotides long. RefSeq names its product prolyl 4-hydroxylase subunit alpha-1-like. The record is from RefSeq and is a predicted model, not a curated record. Gene Ontology annotation, cellular component: endoplasmic reticulum. Lineage: Eukaryota; Metazoa; Cnidaria; Anthozoa; Scleractinia; Merulinidae. Gene Ontology annotation, biological process: peptidyl-proline hydroxylation to 4-hydroxy-L-proline. Gene Ontology annotation, molecular function: L-ascorbic acid binding; procollagen-proline 4-dioxygenase activity; iron ion binding.
CUGAGAGUCUCAGACCACUGGAGCACAAAAGAUUCCUGAGUUUUUCAAAGAUUUCAAGUUAUCAAUUCAAAGCAAGUUGCAGAUGAAAAAUCUCCAAGAAAAUGAUCAAAAAAUGAAAAUCCAACCACUUUAUCAUGACAACUCCAAAAGUACUGUCCGUGCAUAUGUAAUAGAGCAUUUCCUUAGCGAUACUGAAUGUGACAGUCUAGUUAUGGUUCACAGCCGUCAUGUGUCCGAGCUGAACAAGCAAGUCCCAAUCAUCUGCUUUGACAGCAUCAAAUCUUUCCGAGAAUACUUGAAAGAUGCGAAGCUUAAAAUGAAAGUGUCAUUGAAUGAUUUCACCGAUGGUACAACCUGUAUCAAUGAGACAUUUUCUGCUAAACUGCAGGGACAUUUCAAAUGGAGUUAUAGCACGGCAUUUUAUCCAGGAGAGAGCAAAUUUUCUACAGUGUUUGCUGAAAGAAUACGGAAGGCAACAGGACUCAGACUCGAAAACGGGGGGAAGUUCCAAAUCACAUCAUAUCCACAAAAUGUUGGCUACAAGAAUCACACAGACUGUGUUGUUGAGUACAAUGACAAGCGGGAUCGAUUUGCCACUAUACUGGUGUACUUAAGAGAUGUUGAGGAAGGAGGAGAAACGAAGUUCCCUCAAUUGGGAAUCAGCGUGAAGCCUCGUAAAGGACUUGCCCUCAUUUGGAACAGUAUGAACUCUCGUGGAGAAUGUGAUCCCACAUCUCUUCACAAUGCUGCAAAGGUCGUCAAAGGACAUAAGUUUAUCAUACAAAGAUGGUACUAUUAUCAUAAUUUCCCAGCUCUUGGAAAACGUCCCCAGCAGCCAAUGUUACCUAAACGUGGAGCUUAUCAGCCCAGAGUGUCUUGUGACGAGUACAAGCAGGGUAGCUGUCGGUGGUAUGACGAGUGGAACUAUGAUCACUUACUGGAUUAUACAGCUAACUUACAGAAUCUCAUCUGAUUUACAGUUAUUAAUGAUAACAAUAAGUUUAAGGAAACAGCAUUUCGAAGCCAUCUUUGAACCAAUUCCACUUUCAGUUCAAAACUGCCAUCGUAUUGUACUUUAUGCUAACUUGCCUCUUCUGAGUGAUAGAUGUAGUUACAAUCACUGUAGAGACAUUAGAAAGUCCCUACAUCAACAAGAUGGCCAGUAAUAGCUAAGGAUCAAAACUGCUAUCUGCAGUGAAGAGGUAUCUAGUGAUAAGCAGUUCUCUGUAAAACAGAGUUCAACUGUUGAUUUUUAAAUUGUGGAAAAUGUAUGAGGGUGGCAAAGGGGGGUACCAAUCACGCAUCACACUGAAUUUUUCUAUUAAAUCACGCAUCACGCAUAAUUUUUUUCACUAAUCACGCAUCUCCUAAAAAGAAGUAAGUACAUCACCAAUUUUACCUUCUCAGCCCUAAAAGUGUUGUCAAAAGGAGAACUCUGCCAAUUCAGCCAAUGAAAUGCAUUGGCAAAUAUUCCAAACACUUUCAACUAAAAAUAACAAUAAUUUAUUGGCCAAAAUAAAAGUGAUGACCCGUACAGGAGAACGGGAAAUUCAUUCUGUAUCCAGGAGCCUCCUGGAUAACCUGAGAGUGUUGGCAUCAUCUGUGAACAGACUCCUGAUGAGUGCAAAAAAUAAAAAAUAAAAUAGGGCGAGCCUAGCAGGGUGAGAUUUUCCCUCUCCAGACCAUUGUCAGCUAUCUCUGCCUGCCUGUUUUUUCCCUUCCCCUAUAACUUUGUGUCAAAGCUUUACCUGUGGAAAUUCCUUCUGUACAGCAACAUUUCUAUGUCUGUAAAUGACAUCAUAAUAAUAAUAAUAAUAAUAAUAAUAAUAAUAAUAAUAAUAGAUUUAUGUAGCGCUAAAAUUAUAAAAUAUUCUAAAGCGCUUCACAAUUUUAAGCCAUGUUACAAUGUAACAUGGCCUUUAUAAUAGUGGUACACAAACUUAUUCCUUGUGUAGUCUCUCGUUGCUUGCACAACUGUCUCCUCAAGCAGCAUGAAAUGAUACCAAACUCUAUCAUCUCUUAUCAUUUCAGUCAUUUGGGACAUUCUUUUAGACCUUUCAUACAAUACCCAGAUUCAGAUAUGGUCUGAUGCACUGCCAAAAAUGAUCCGUGUACAAAAUGGACAAAAAUAGCGCUGAAGCUCAUAGUCCUUGUGCAAAGUUUAGCCGUUUUCAAUUGACAUAUUCCUGUUGUGACUAUUGUGUCAUAAAGAUUGUUGUUGUUGUUGUUGUUGUUGUUAUCACAAUUGUUUGGACCUACACUACCAUGAACAUCCACAAAGAUAAAAAACACCAGAGGUCAAGAAAAGGACGAAAAAGACCAGAAAAUGGUGUCACGUCUGCCACGAUUUAUUGAUCUUCUUUAAGACUCUAUUUACUAUUUACUUUGAAUGAAUGGUAUCCUUCUAGUUCAAAGAACGUUCACUUAUCACGGAAAUCUAAUUGGUAAAUCAUGCGUCACGUGCUUGCAAAAUAGCAAAUCACGCAUCACAUUAUUAUGUCCUGUCCUGUGUCACGCAGCUAUUUUGGUCUCAAUCACGCUACUAAUUUUGGGGCAAUCAUGUGUCACGCAAAAACCCUUUGCCACUCUCAUGUAUGGACUUGUUAUUUCUUACAUUAUGAUAUACAUAUAUUAUCAUAUCAUUCUCAUCAUAUCGUAAAUUUAUAUAGUGUAAAGCUGUGAAUAAUUUAGAUCUAUCCAAGAAAUAAUAAAUAAAAAUGAAAUUGCAUUCGUCAAUAAUUAUUUAUAAUUUUGAACCUUUCAUAUACUUAAUGUUGAGCACUAAAAACAUUUUGUGAUGAAUAUGUACUAAAACAUGUUAAAUUAAUUAAUCAAGUGACAUGAAUAUUUGUGUACAUCAUUCCGUGUUUAAAGGACAUCAAUACACAAGUAACGAUGAGCACAAAUCACCUGCUGUCUAAUUGGUGAAAAUUAUAGAGCUGACCUGAUCAGAAUAAAGUUUAACUAAUGUUGGGACAUAGCCAUGGGAGACUACUGUCAGACAAAGGACCUGAGAAUAAAGAAAGUUAUGGACUAGGAGUCAUCUUGAUCCAAAGUCUAAAA